Lacerta agilis (Sand lizard) is the source of this 1052-nucleotide messenger RNA. RefSeq names its product phorbol-12-myristate-13-acetate-induced protein 1 (gene PMAIP1). Lineage: Eukaryota; Metazoa; Chordata; Lepidosauria; Squamata; Lacertidae. Gene Ontology annotation, biological process: release of cytochrome c from mitochondria; DNA damage response; apoptotic process. The record is from RefSeq and is a predicted model, not a curated record. Bases 251 to 418 code for a protein of 55 amino acids. The transcript is spliced from 2 exons.
CGCAUGCCCGGGCAUCCCGGCCUCUGAUUGGCUCUCCGAGGAAAGCCUCGUCGAAGGGGGCGGGGCUUCGCGAUCACGUCACCGGGGAAACCCCCGGCAACUUCUCUUUGACUGGGCGCGCCGGGACAAGAAGCUGGCAGAACGCGGGAGAGAGAGAGCCGAGAGCAUCGUCCGCACCGUCGACUCCCGGCGCUGCUCUGAAGGCCCGUCGAAAAAAAACAACCUCCCGCUGGAUCUCGCUGCGCCGGAGAUGAUGCCGAGCAAAACGCCGCGCAAAAGCGCGCCGCGCAACCCCGCGCCCCCAGACUCGGAGGCAGUAAAGGAAUGCGCUCUUCAGCUACGCAGGAUGGGGGACAAGUGGAACCUCCGCCAGAAGAUCCUCAACCUGAUUUCAAAGCUUUUCUGCCCUGAAACGUGAGAGCGCUUUAAGGAAAAGGAAAGGAAAUGGAGGAAGAGAAAUCAAAGAAAAUUUCAGAAGACCCGACUUUUACAUGUGUGGAGUCGUAAAAAGAGACUUCCGUAAGACAGAGGAGGUGAAACGUUUCCUGUGCAUUUCUGCAGCCAGUUUCCUGUGGAGAAGGAAAAGGCUCCUGUGAUAUGAUUUCUUCAGAAAACGUUCGUGAAAGUUUGCUUGCAAACGGAAGGAACUGGAGAAGGAGAGAACUGGAAUUUACUGUUUACCAGCGACGUUGGGCUGUGAAGGGCACUGGGAAAGGAAGGAAUCUGGGAGGGGUGCCCCAACCCAGAGUUCAACGUUCUGAUUUCCAUAGGUCUCGAAUUCAUUCACCCAGCUGUUAUACUGUAUUGAAAAUUUAUGGGAUUUCAUGCAUGCCAGCGAUCAACAUUCCACCACCACCCUGCUCUGAACUCUGGACAGUGCAAAUCAGUUUAUCAGCUCUUUGUAAUUCCCAUUUCCUAGGAAUUGGAAUCCCAGGCUAAACUCAGCUAGGGAAAGGAGUAUUUUGCUUGUGUGCUUGUUACAGCGAAAUGAAUGUAAGCUGUUACAUAGAAUCAUAGAAACGUAUAGUUGUAUAAUCAGCUACGUAAUACAU